This is a messenger RNA of Psilocybe cubensis, 552 nucleotides long. RefSeq lists its product as uncharacterized. Gene Ontology annotation, cellular component: NatB complex. The transcript is spliced from 5 exons. Gene Ontology annotation, molecular function: protein-N-terminal amino-acid acetyltransferase activity. The record is from RefSeq and is a predicted model, not a curated record. NCBI's taxonomy places the organism in Eukaryota, Fungi, Basidiomycota, Agaricomycetes, Agaricales, Agrocybaceae. Bases 1 to 552 code for a protein of 183 amino acids. Gene Ontology annotation, biological process: N-terminal peptidyl-methionine acetylation.
AUGAGUGUCCUACGACCAUUCAAAGCUACUGACAUGUUCAAGUUCAAUAACAUAAAUUUGGACAUUUGGACCGAAACUUACGGAAUUGGUUUCUACCUUAGCUAUCUGGCUCGCUGGCCGGACCUGUGCUGCGUUCAGGCGGCACCUAGCGGUCGACUGAUGGGAUAUGUCUUAGGAAAGGCGGAAGGCGCUGGUCCCGAAUGGCAUGGACACGUUACAGCUAUCACGGUCGCGCCAGAGUAUCGUCGCUUGUCUUUAGCACACAAGAUGAUGACCCUCCUCGAAAUGGUCUCAGAACGAAUCUACCAGGGUUUCUUCGUCGAUCUAUACGUGCGAUGCGCAAAUAUUGUAGCCAUUGAAAUGUAUGAAAAGAUGGGAUAUAGUGUGUAUCGAAGAGUGCGAGAAUAUUAUGGGACAUUAGGUGUAGGGAAAGGCGGAAAAGAUGAAGAGGAUGCAUUUGAUAUGCGAAAACCCUUACCCAGAGAUACCGCUCGUCGUUCAGUGAGGGCAAAUGGCAGAGAUAUCGUGGUCCCUGCUACCGAUGUAUCAUAA